This is a messenger RNA of Pungitius pungitius (ninespine stickleback), 3030 nucleotides long. RefSeq names its product prion protein b (gene prnpb). Gene Ontology annotation, cellular component: membrane. The record is from RefSeq and is a predicted model, not a curated record. Lineage: Eukaryota; Metazoa; Chordata; Actinopteri; Perciformes; Gasterosteidae. The coding region runs from base 166 to 1608 and encodes 480 amino acids. The transcript is spliced from 2 exons. Gene Ontology annotation, biological process: protein homooligomerization.
CUCCUCCGAGCACCGGCUGCUUGCUGCUAGAUCAAAUCGACCGCACCCCCAGCUCCAUUUACCACCACAGCCAGAGCGCAUAGCGGAUCUGUUGUAGAGACAUCAACGCAUUACCGACGAAUUACACUCGAAGCGCAUAGAUAAACCGCCUGUUUACGGGCCGAGAUGGGAAGGAUGGGUGAGUUGCUCCGGGUUUCCCUUCUUGUUGUGUUCCUCCUGAACACUGAAUCGACAUGGGCCAAAAGAGCGGGCAGCAGCAGCAGAGGAAGCAGCAGCAGCAGCAAGAAAACCUCUACCACCAAUAGAGGUGGCACGCAGUCGAAGCCCUCCCCGAGCUACCCUCGACAGCCACAGAGUCCCAAUCGGAACCCCAAUCCAUAUCCUCCUGGUGGAAGUUACCCGGGAGCAGGCAAUCCGGGAGGAGUCCCAAGACAAAACCCACCUGCAGCUGGAUAUCCGGCUGCUGGUGGCUAUCCGCCCGCCGGUGGGAAUCCCGCCGCCGGUAGAUAUCCGGCCGCCGGUGGAAAUCCGCCCGCCGGGGGCUAUCCGCCCGCUGGGGGCUAUCCGAACCAAUACCCUGGGAGAGGGAAUUAUCCAAAUCAACAUCCACCUGCUGGAGGCUACCCAGCUGCUGGAGGCUACCCAGCUGCUGGAGGCUACCCAGCUGCUGGAGGCUAUCCCAACCAAUACCCAGGCAGAGCUGGCAACCCAGGCGGAUAUCCCAACCAGUACCCAGCUGCAGGUGGCUACCCAGCAGGAGGUGGCUACCCAGCAGGAGGUGGCUACCCGGUCAGAGGGGGAAAUACAGGUUGGGGUCAGCCUGGUGCAGGGGGUUACCCUGGUGGAGGGGGUGGUGGUUACCCUGGUGGAGGAGGUGGUGGUUAUCCUGGUGCAGGGGUUGGUGGUUACACCAACUGGAACCCAAAUAAUAAGAUCCUUAGUCCCCGCUAUGGCGGGGGAGGCUACGGCGGCGGAGGCUAUGGUGGGCAAGGGAUGGGAGGGUCUCCUUUCUCUCGUUCUGUGCAGGGAAUGGGUUACCAGCCCAAGUCUUCAGGUUUUGCCAAAAAAGCCAUGCUGGCAGCAGGCGUCGGGGCUGUGGCCGGGAUGGCUGUUGGGUAUGGACUAGGUCGCUUCCCUCGACCACACUUCAAUUUCCGCAAUCCUGAAGAAGAGCAGUACUACAACAACUACAUGUACAAACGCUACGGCACCCAGUCCACUGAUGAGAAGGACUACGGCCGCGAUUACGUCUACAAGCCUCCACCGCGGGCAGAGUCUUACGACAAGUUCAUGGAGCGCUGCAUGAACAGGACCGACCUCCUUAAAGAUGAGGGGAGCAGCUCGACCAGGCCCAAGAGUCAGGAUGGAGUUGGCGAAGAUGUAGACGACACCGUCAGCAUCGAGGAGAUUGGGUACCCGGCCCUGAUUGAGCAGCUGAAGUCCCGCCGCUGCGUCGAGCAGUUCAUGGUGUACUCGGAGCGCUUUCUGCAAGAACGAAAAGCCGAGCAACAAACCCAGUCGAAUCGCAGCAGCCCUCUGAGCGACGGGGCCAUUCAGCUUUUCACCUCCCUCCUAAUGCUGCUUUCCAGCAUGCUUCUUGUACAGUGAGAGCUGUUAAGUGUUUGUAUAAACAUAACCCCAAUGGAUGUCGACUUCCUCCAUUAUACCCGCACGUCCACACACUGCUGAAGUAUAUUAUCUCCAUGUAGUCAAUCCUAUCGCUAUUAUCGACACAGGUAGCCGAUGUUGAUGUAUAUAUUAACUAAACAAGUACAUUUCAAAAGGCAGAACUAGUUGUUUUAAAAUGUUAGUUAUAAUAUCAGUUGUGUGUUGUACAAGCUGCACUAAUCUGGUUUUCUGUUAACGCUUUCAAUAAGUUAUUUAGCGUCUCUGUUACAUUGUGUCAUAUUUUUUUGCUCCAUAUUAUAAUGCACUGAAUUCAUAGAGAACAGAUUCCAGGAACUUUAGUUCAUCUUUUAUGACACUUUGCUGUUAUAGCACGACUAUUACUGUGUAAGGCUGGAAUUUGUAUGUACAAAAAAAAGGAAAACCUAAAAUAACAUUUAGUCAAACUUUUCAUUUGAGCACUACAAGUCAAACCGAUGAGGUCCGUAAUAAUUCCAGAUUUUUAACCCUGAACCCAGAACUACCUUUUCAGCUUUCUAACUCUACCUUUUACUCACAGCAUCCUCAUGCAUCCUGCAAGCUUCAGGCUGCAUCUUCCUGGGAACAGUGAAUUCGACAGUCUGUCACGUUGUACGUGAAUACUGCAGAUCUGUUCCCAUCACACUCUUAACUUUCCAGAAUUUCGCAGCUCUCGGGGUUCGUUCUCAGCCUCCUUCUCUCGUUACUCCACACUGUCAGAGGGUUAGCGGGUCAGGUGUUGACCUGUGCAUACCUAAGUCUGCGGAUCACUAACUCUAGCCUGUCACGCUGUGCGCCUCCUUUUCAUCCCAAUGGGCUCGUGCAAGUUUUCUGUACAUUUUCAAAUGAUCUGUACAUUUAUUUUACAGUUGCAGCUUGUUUUAUUUUAUCUGACUGCUUCAAUGACUUACUCCCUUCUGGGAUUUGUAAUAUAAAAAGCGACUGUUUUUAAAAAAAUUCUCCAUGAAUGAACUUUGCAGGCUUUUCACCCAAGUAAACAAAACGUGUCCCUGUUCAUUUAUGUCCGCCAUUUGGACUACUCUGGGUAAUUAUUUAAUGUGUCACAACAAAGAAAAUGCAUACUGUUUUGUUGUGAUCAUUUGCACUGUUAUAAAGUGAUUUAAUUGUCUUCUUAUUUUACUUUUAUUUCUUGAAUCUUUGUGUUAAUCUGUUUUCAUACUGCACCCUGAGUCUUUACAUUUUCAUAUAGUAGGCUGUAGAAUAUCUGUGAAGUGCACUUAUUCCCUUUGGGUGUAGAUAUUCUGUAACUGCCAUUGAGCUCAUGCUGGGAAUAAAGACAUCUGUGUAAAUCUAACUGGUAGUAAAUGCUUUGGUUACUAAUGCAAUUUGUCAUGUUUAUGUCUUCAAUAAAAUGACUAACACUAA